AAUGCAUUAUUUCUCAUCUGGGAUAUUUUUCUUUUUAAAUUCCCAUUUGCAUAUCGGGAUAUCAAUGAAUUAAAUCCAUGCUAACAUUUCUCCUGAAUUGUUAGGCGCUGUGGGCUGCAGGAGGAUGGAGUGCUUCUCUUCCAGGGUGAUUUUGAUCGUGGCCAUUUCCAAAGCAUUUGAACUGGGAUUAGUUGCUGGGUUAGGCCACCGUGAACUUGCACGUCUGUCACAGGGAGACCUGGCCUUCAGACAUGACAGCCUCUGGUCCCAGGAGGAGCCAACGAUUCGUCAUCGGUCUUUCCAGUUCGUGCCCCCCAUGAGAAUCCAGGACAGUAAGGAGCUCAACAAAACCUGCUGCCUGAACGGGGGGACCUGCAUGCUGGGGUCCUUUUGUGCCUGCACCCCCUCCUUCUAUGGACGGAACUGUGAGCACGACAGGCGCAAAGAGAGCUGUGGGUCUGUGCCCCACGACACCUGGCUUCCCCGGAAGUGUUCCAUGUGUAAAUGCUGGCGCGGCCAGCUGCGCUGCUUCCCUCAGACGUUCCUCCCGGGCUGUGAUGGCCAAGUGAUGGAUGAGCACCUCGCGGCUUCCAGCGCUCCCGAAUUAGCGCCAUCUGCAUGUGCCACUCUUCUGCUGGCUGGCAUCUGCCUUGCUACAGAAUUAAUAUCAGUCGACAUUUGCGGGCAACAUUUGUCAUGCAAAUUUCAUGACCUGUGAAGGCUGUGGCUCCAAGGUCCUGAGGGAUGAUCAUUUGUUAACUGCCUUGAAGUAGUGAUAGAUUUCCAUAAUGGUCCCUGACCUUCCUUAUAGGGCAAGCGCACCUCUAAGAUAUUGAGGGUUUGGUUCCAGACCGCUGCAAUA
Molecule: messenger RNA, 862 nt
Organism: Pteronotus mesoamericanus
Lineage: Eukaryota; Metazoa; Chordata; Mammalia; Chiroptera; Mormoopidae
Gene: CRIPTO
Product: cripto, EGF-CFC family member
Exons: 6
Coding region: 125-718 (197 amino acids)
Biological process (GO): nodal signaling pathway; anterior/posterior pattern specification; blood vessel development
Cellular component (GO): cell surface; extracellular region
Molecular function (GO): activin receptor binding; nodal binding; growth factor activity
Source: RefSeq, a predicted model, not a curated record